This is a messenger RNA of Eurypyga helias (sunbittern), 4645 nucleotides long. It is a transcript of the gene CEP170, whose product is annotated as centrosomal protein 170kDa. The transcript is spliced from 17 exons. The record is from RefSeq and is a predicted model, not a curated record. NCBI's taxonomy places the organism in Eukaryota, Metazoa, Chordata, Aves, Eurypygiformes, Eurypygidae. The annotation marks the transcript as partial. Gene Ontology annotation, molecular function: protein binding. Gene Ontology annotation, cellular component: centriole.
AUGAGCUUAACAUCCUGGUUUUUGGUGAGCAGUGGAGGCACCCGCCAUAGGCUGCCACGAGAAAUGAUUUUUGUUGGAAGAGAUGACUGUGAGCUGAUGUUACAGUCACGAAGCGUGGACAAGCAACAUGCUGUACUUAACUAUGAUGCCUCUACAGAUGAACACUUGGUGAAGGAUUUGGGCAGCUUGAACGGGACAUUUGUGAAUGAUGUGAGGAUUCCAGAACAGACAUACAUCACUCUGAAGUUGGAAGACAAAUUGAGAUUUGGAUAUGAUACUAAUCUUUUUACUGUGGUCAGGGGGGAGAUGAGAGUCCCUGAAGAAGCACUUAAGCAUGAAAAAUUCACAAGCCAACUCCAGUUGUCCCAAAAACCUUCAGAAGCAGAAGGAUCGAAGCAAACCAGCUCCAAAAGCACAGAGCCCAAGGUAACAGACUCCACAGCUGAAGUGCACCACAAAACUACAGAAGCACUGAAAUCUGAAGAGAAAUCAAUGGACCUUUCUGCCAUGCCUCGUGGGACACCUUUGUAUGGACAGCCAGCCUGGUGGGGUGAUGAGGAGGCUGAUGAAAAAAGUGGUUGUAAGCCAGAGAACAAGCAUGAGGAAAAAAUGCAUGAGACAGGGGCUUCAGGAUGCAGUACAGAGGCCAAGCAAGCUGAGGAGCCACCUGCAGCUGCAAGUGAAGAACUUUAUCCUUUCUGUAGGGAGCCAAGUUAUUUUGAAAUCCCUACAAAAGAAUUCCAGCAACCUUCACAGGUAGCAGAAAGCACUAUUUGUGAAAUUCCAACAAAAGACACCCAAAGCUCCCAUGCAGCAGGUGCAGGGCAUGCUUCCUUUACCAUUGAAUUUGAUGACAACACUCCAGGAAAAGUAACAAUCAAAGAUCACGUGACAAAAUUCACAUCGGACCAGCGUCACAAGUCAAAAAAGCCUUCUUCCUCCAGUGGUCAGGACCUGCCUGGGCUUCAGACGGUGAUGAUGGCCGCAGAGAGCAAAGUAGCAGAUUGGCUAGCCCAGAACAAUCCUCCUAGAAUGAUAUGGGAACCAACAGAGGAGGAUUCCAAAAGUAUUAAGAGUGAUGUUCCAGUGUACUUGAAGAGACUGAAAGGGAAUAAGCAUGAUGAUGGUACACAAAGUGAUUCAGAAAAUGCUGGUGCACACCGGCAUUACAGUAAGCGGGCAGCACUUGAAGAACACGUAAGGCAUCAUCUUACAGAGCUGAAAAAGUCACAUCAGAAAGUCCAUUCCACAGAAAAGCAGCAAGAGCAAGCGGGUUUGAGUCAGACUGCCUUUAUGAUUGAGUUUUUUGAUGAAGACCAUCCUCGAAAGAGGCGUUCUUACUCUUUUUCUCAGAAUGUAGGAGCGCUGUGCCCAGAAUCUCCAUCUCCAACGCCUCAUGCGCGAGCUGAGAGAGUGAAACCUAUGUCAGGAGAGAAAGCAGCCCCUUCGUCUGUGCAAGCUAGCUCAUCGCAUCACAGAGCAGUACAUGGUGUUCAUGCUAAACUUCUGAAACAAAGAUCAGAAGAACCCUCUGCUCCAUUACCUGUCUUACAAGCUGCCUUGUUAAGGAGUUCAGGAAGCCUCGGCCAUAGACCUAAUCAGAACCAGGAGAUGGAUAAAAAGUUGAAAAGCCAACAUAUUUCUGCUGCUACUGAAAAGGACAAUGAGGAUGACCAGAGUGACAAAGGUACUUACACUAUUGAGUUGGAAAAUCCCAAUUCUGAAGAAGUGGAAGCUCGCAAAAUGAUUGACAAGGUAUUUGGAGUGGAUGACAGCCAGGAUUAUAAUAGGCCUGUUAUCAACGAGAACCAGAAAGAUUUAGUAAAAGAUUGGGCUAUAAAUUCUGCUACAGUAGUGCUGGAAGAAAAAAGACCACUGAGUACAACUGGAUUUCUUGACACGGAGGAAGGUUCUGCUGCCCCUGGAAGUAAACGUUGGGUGUCACAGUGGGCCAGUUUGGCUGCCAAUCACACACGUCAUGACCAAGAUGACAUCAGAUUGGAGUCAUCUAUGCCCGCUCCAUUAGAAAACGACACAGACAUCAGUGAGUCCGGUAUUUCUGUUAGAAGCACUGGUUCAGCUGCUUCUAUGACCAGCCAAGGUGAGCGAAAGAGGAGGACACUUCCACAGCUUCCCACAGAGGAGAAAGUGAAUGAAAAUUCAAAAGCAAAAACUACAUCUCAUCAGAGAUCAGAAAUAGGUGAAAAGCAGGACACUGAACUUCAGGAGAAAGAAACUCCAGCUCAUGCCUCAGAUGCUGACAGCAGAAGAAUAGCUAAGUCCAGCAGAACAAUGAAUGGUCUUUCGCCCAAAGCUACUGGAGACAAAAUUUUUUCUUUCCCCACCUCUUCCACUAAAGAGAGAGUUGAAACUGGCAGAGAAACUUCUGUGGUGAAGCAAGCUUUAGCAAAAAUUCAACAACAAGAAAGAAAGGAGCAAGGACACUGGACACCCUCAAAAUUAUCCUCUACAAAAUCUGCUGCAAACCAGGUUGAGAAGGGUAGGGAGGAGAUUGCUAUGUCACCCAAAACUUUGGAUAAACAAGACAAAGCUCCUGGACAUGUUACAGAUAAAGCAGAAAUUAAGUUGGCACAGAGUGAAGGAAAAAGAAGAAAAAACGAGGAAACUGUUAAAGGACAAAGUCCUAAAGCACCUGGAGGAGAAAAAAAGGAGUCUUCAAAACCAUUAGUGAGGCAGGGUAGCUUUACUAUAGAUAAGCCUAGCACAAAUAUACCUAUAGAACUUAUUCCUCACAUUAAUAAGCAAAGUGGAUCAGCUGCCCCUUUAGCAUCUGCUAGCAGGAUACGUGACAGAAGUGAUUCAAUGGACACUGAUUCCAGUCUAGAUACAACACUUAUUUUAAAAGACACAGAAGCUGUAAUGGCUUUCCUUGAAGCUAAAUUGCGUGAGGAAAAUAAAACUGAUGAAGGACCUGAGACUCCUAGCUAUAACAGAGAUAAUUCCAUAUCACCUGAAUCAGAUGUAGAUACAGCCAGCACAAUCAGUCUUGUUACCGGUGACACUGAAAGAAAAUCCACGCAGAAGCGGAAGAGCUUUACGACCUUAUAUAAAGACCGAUGUUCCUCUGGUUCCCCUUCAAAGGAUGUUUUAAAAUCUUCUGCAACAAGUGCCAGAGAAAAGAUGGAAAAGAAAACUAAAAGUCGAUCUUCAGAUGGUGGGUCUAGAGCUGAUACUCGCAAAACUGUGCAAUCCAGUGGAAGAAUGAGACAACCGUCAGUAGAUUUGACAGAUGAUGACCAAACUUCUAGCGUACCUCAUUCUGCCAUUUCUGAUAUCUUAUCAUCUGACCAGGAAACCUACUCUGGCAAAUCACAUGGGAGAGUUCCUUUUGCCUCAGCAGAUGAACUCUUGCAUUCCAAAAUGGAAGGGAAGUCAGCCAAAUCAAAAACCUCUCCUGUUGCACUGGGGCAAUCUAGUAAAUCUACCACUCUUCCAAGACCUCGUCCUACAAGGACUUCCCUCUUGCGCAGGGCACGGCUUGGUGAAGCCUCAGAUAGCGAGCUUGCUGAUGCUGAUAAGGCUUCAGUGGCUUCUGAAGUGUCCACUACAAGUUCUACAUCAAAACCUCCAUCAGGGAGGAGAGGUAUUUCCAGAAUAGACGUACUUGCUCAACCUCGCAGAACUCGACUUGGCUCUUUAUCAGCUCGUAGUGAUUCUGAAGCAACAAUAACUAGAAGCACUGCCUCAUCUCGUACCCCAGAAGCUAUUAUCAGAAGUGGUGCAAGGUUAGCAUCAGCAGAUGGCACUAAAGUUGCUGCUAGAACUCGAGCCAAUAGCAUUUCUCGACUCUCAGAUUCAAAAUCCAAAUCUUUGGCUUCAGCUCAUAAUUCUCCCUCAGUAAGUGCAAGAUGGAGGCGCUUUCCUACAGAUUAUGCUUCCACCUCAGAAGAUGAAUUUGGAUCAAACCGUAAUUCCCCUAAACAUACCCGUCUACGUACCUCUCCAGCCCUGAAAACCACACGACUGCAGAGCACUGGGACAGCAGCUCAAAGUAGCAAUACAUUCAAGCACAGAAUAAAGGAACAAGAAGACUACAUUCGUGACUGGACUGCUCACCGAGAAGAAAUAGCAAGGAUCAGUCAAGAUCUGGCUCUCAUCGCACGGGAAAUCAACGAUGUAGCAGGAGAGAUAGAUUCAGUGACUUCAUCAGGCACUGCCCCCAGUACCACAGUAAGCACUGCUGCCACCACCCCUGGCUCUGCCAUAGACACUAGAGAAGAGUUAGUUGACCGACUAUUUGAUGAAAGUCUCAAUUUUAGAAAAAUCCCUCCACUAGUGCAUGCCAAACCACCAGAGGGGAAUAGUCGGCCUAAUGAUGCUCGACCGCAACUAACAGAGGCCCUUGAUCCUCCAACAAUUACCCGGAGAAGGACUUGGAGCAGAGAUGAAGUUAUGGGGGACAGUUUGUUGUUGUCCUCAGUCUUCCAAUUUUCUCGCAAGAUAAGACAAUCCAUAGACAAAACAGCUGGCAAAAUCAGAAUAUUAUUUAAGGACAAAGACAGAAAUUGGGAAGAAAUUGAAAACAAGUUGCGGGCUGAAAGCGAAGUUCCUAUUGUGAAAACAUCAAGCAUGGAAAUAUCAUCUAUCUUACAGGAACUGAAACGAGUUGAGAAACAGCUGCAAG